CAUGGCAAAACCUUUCAUCUCUACUCCCUUCAUUACUGUCACUCUAUUUCUCUUUACCCUCCUCCUCACCACCUCUACUUCAUAUUCCAAUAACCAUACUGAUCUUGAAGCUCUUCUUGCAUUCAAGAAAUCCAUACAUGAUGAUCCACUGCAUGCUUUGAGCUCAUGGAAUGAAACAGCACAUUUCUGCAGAUGGAAUGGCGUCACAUGUAGCAAAAGGCACCCCAACAGAGUUGUCUCGGUUAUCCUGUCGUCUCAAGGCCUUGUGGGAUCGCUCUCGCCUCACAUAGGUAACCUCUCUUUCCUCAGAAACAUCAACUUGCAAAACAACACCUUCAACGGCCCAAUCCCUCAGGAGAUGGGUCGCCUCAGAAAGCUUGAAAUGAUCGAGUUUAGUAAUAAUUCUUUCGGAGGUGGGAUUCCAACAAACCUUUCACAAUGCAAAAAUCUUAAUUACCUGAAUUUGAUUGACAAUGAGCUCACCGGAGGCAUAAUCCCCGAGAUAGAUUCUCUUGCCAACCUCCGAGCUUUAGGCUUGUCAAAUAACAUGCUUUUGGGGACUAUCUCACCGUUCCUAGGAAACCUUACAGAUCUAACCCUACUGUCAUUAAUGGAAUGCGGCUUCAAAGGAGAGAUUCCGGAGUCACUAACUAAGCUUAGUAGAUUACGGAUGCUAGGUAUGAGUUCCAAUGAUCUAACUGGUUCUAUUCCAUUAGGCCUCUACAAUUUUUCAAGUGUCGAGGUUUUCGCAUUUGAUUUCAAUCGACUCCAUGGAAACAUACCUGUCGACAUAGGCUCCACACUUCCCAAGUUGAGGCGCCUUUAUUUGAAUUCUAAUAAUUUCAGCGGACCGCUCCCUUAUUCGCUAUCUAACUCUUCCCUGAUUGAACGCAUACAAUUAACUGGUAACAGUUUCACCGGAAAUAUGAUAAAUUUAACUAGGUUUUCAGCUCUUCAAUAUCUUUCAGUUGGAAAUAACCGUUUAAAUGGAGAUAUAGGUAAUAUUUUAUCAUCUCUGACAAACUGCACCAACCUUAAAAGUUUGUCGUUGAAUCAAAACCAUUUCACUGGUUCGUUGCCAGAUUCCAUUGGCAAUCUUUCUAAUCACUUGUCGUACUUAACCCUCCAAACAAAUCAGUUAAGUGGAAGCAUUCCCUCUAGCAUAGGAAACCUUGUUGGUCUCACUGCUUUAUAUGCUUAUACCAAUAAUCUACAAGGUCCAAUUCCUUCCUCCAUUGGAAAACUUCAUAAGUUGCAAGAAAUCUAUCUCGCUGAAAAUAGACUGACAAAUGAGAUACCAUUUUCAAUAGGCAACUUGACUUUGUUGAACAAUCUCUACUUGGAACAAAACAAUCUUUCUGGGAGUAUACCUCAUAGUCUUGGCAACUGUACCAACUUGUUAGCGUUAGAACUUUCAGAAAACAAUCUCAGUGGCUCAAUACCUCCCAAACUCAUUAAGCUUUCAUCCAUUGCCAUUGCACUUGACCUAUCUAGCAACGUCUUGACGGGUACUAUUCCAUCAGAAGUUGGGGCUUUGAGAAAUCUUGGGAUCAUGGACUUUUCCAACAAUAGAUUAUCUGGAACCAUUCCAACUACAAUGGGCAGUUGUGUGACACUUAGCAGCCUUUAUUUGAUGAGAAAUUCUCUUCAGGGUGAGAUACCUGACAGUCUUAAUGCUCUGAGAGGUUUACAAUAUUUGGAUAUUUCCCAGAACAAUCUCUCAGGGAUGAUUCCAAGAUUUCUUGUUGAGUUUCGCCUGUUGUAUCUCAACAUUUCUUACAAUGAGUUGCAAGGUGAAGUCCCAACUCUUGGAGUUUUCCAGAAUGAAAGUGCAAUUUCACUUGAAGGAAACCAAGGCUUGUGUGGAGGUAUUGCGACUCUAUACCUUCCUACUUGUCCAUCCUCACAAAAAUCCAACAAGAAAGGUUUAGGGAAAAUCUUGAUCCCAACUAUUGUCGGGACCAUAUGCCUAGCGCUUGCAUUCUGCUUACGUGUCAUCAUUAUGUACAAGCAACGUACAUUGCAAAAUGUUGGAACUCCAAUAUUCCAAGGGCCAGACUUUUUGAGGCUAUCUUACGCAGAUCUCGUUAGUGCCACGGAAGGAUUCUCGGAGACACACCUACUUGGUAUAGGGAGAUUUGGAUCAGUAUACAAAGGAACUAUCAAUGCUGAUGAUGGGCGGACAGAUUUAGCAGUGAAGGUGCUUGAUCUUAGUGUAAGAGGAGCUUGUAAGAGCUUGGCAACAGAAUGCAAUUCAUUGAGAGGCAUACGACACAGAAACUUGCUCAAGAUUGUGAGUGUAUGUGACAGCACUGAUUUUCAAGGGAAUGAUUUUAAGGCAUUGGUGUAUGAAUUUGUGGCCAACGGAAGCCUCGAGAACUGGCUGCAUUCUGAGAAUGAAGGUAGAGGAAAUCUCAGUGCUAUUCAGAGACUGAAUAUUGCCAUUGAUAUUGCAUCUGCAGUAGAGUACUUGCAUUGUGGUACUGAGUCCAUAGUUAUUCAUGGAGAUUUGAAGCCGAGUAACAUUCUCUUGGAUAAAGACAUGGUCGCCAAAGUUGGUGAUUUUGGUUUAGCCAAAAUUGUGUCAAGCAUUUCACAGAACUUGUCAUCCACAGAAGGUAGCAGUUCAUCUGCAAUCAAGGGUACCAUAGGCUACAUUGCUCCAGAGUAUGGCAUGAGCUACGUUGCAUCAACACAAGGGGAUGUGUACAGUUACGGAGUUCUUGUGCUUGAGAUGUUCACAAACAAAAGACCAACAAGUGAUGCAUUCGAAGGGUAUCUAAAUCUCCAAGACUUCGUUUGCACAGCCUUAACCGACCGUGUAAUGGAAGUAGUGGAUCCAUUUCUGCAUCAAGAAGUUAAUGUGGAUGAAAAGUAUUGGGAUUGUAUUGUUUCAAUUCUGAGGAUUGGAGUGAGAUGCUCGAAGCAGCUUCCAAGAGAUCGCAUGUCGAUGGCAGAUGUUGUUAAUGACUUGAAAAAGAUAAGAAAUGUGUUUCCAGUUUAUAGAAAUGGGAUAAAUGUUGCUUCCUACCAACAUUGAAAUAGAUGUUCGUUUCAAUCAAUGGCAAUAUUUUCAGUUGUAAUUGUUGGUAAGACAGUUUCUUUAUGUUUUUUCUCAAUAUGUAUAGUUUCUGUUAUUUCUCUC
Molecule: messenger RNA, 3145 nt
Organism: Salvia splendens (bonfire salvia)
Lineage: Eukaryota; Viridiplantae; Streptophyta; Magnoliopsida; Lamiales; Lamiaceae
Product: receptor kinase-like protein Xa21
Exons: 2
Coding region: 2-3040 (1012 amino acids)
Biological process (GO): protein phosphorylation
Molecular function (GO): protein binding; protein kinase activity; ATP binding
Source: RefSeq, a predicted model, not a curated record